Messenger RNA from Acipenser ruthenus (sterlet), 837 nucleotides. Its product is annotated as CMRF35-like molecule 5. The coding region runs from base 1 to 486 and encodes 161 amino acids. The transcript is spliced from 3 exons. NCBI's taxonomy places the organism in Eukaryota, Metazoa, Chordata, Actinopteri, Acipenseriformes, Acipenseridae. The record is from RefSeq and is a predicted model, not a curated record.
AUGCCAGUUUUAGGUUCUGUGAAGUCAGCUGAAGUAUUUUAUGGGUUUGAAGGUGGAAAUGUAAAGAUUGAUUGCACAUAUCAACAUGAAUAUAACGAGAAUGGAAAGUACCUGUGUCGUACUCGAUGGAUACCAAAUAAUGCACUAAUCAGCAGUGGUGAGCCUGAGACUAAGGGGAGAUUCUCUCUGUAUGAUAACCGGUCAACGAGAGUCUUCACUGUGACCAUCACAGAGUUGACACAAAAAGAUGCCGGGACAUAUUACUGUGGAAUUGAUAUAAAGAGAAAUGUGGAUGAAUACACUGAAGUGGAAGUGACUGUCAAUAAAGCUCCGAAAACCCCACCCACCACAACUCGUGCCACACGCUCAAGUACCACCCCUUCCACCACUACUGUGAAGGGGAACACAGACAAUGGACAAACAAGGGAUUGUACAUCCAGCAGCCCUACAGGUUGGUGUUUGAGAGAAUCCAAGGGACCGGCUUGAGUUCAAGUCUGCAGGACCACACAAGCACUUGGCAUUAGCUAUUUACUGCUCCACAUCCCUUUUCAUCCUGUAACAGGGUCAAGAAUGCCCUGUUCAAAUUGAUUUUACACUUGUAUGUUAUUAUUUUUAUAAAAUUAUUGUGUGAUUUGAUUAGUGCAUGCUUUGUUUUGUCUGACACUUUUUGAAAAUUGGCUUCUCCACCCGCUUCCCUAUGUUUGCCCUGUUGAGCACCUAGUAAUUGAAUUAUUGAUCAAUUUACGCACCUGAAUAUAAGUAGCACAUGUUUUUACAAAUGGGAUGGCCAUCCUGGGGUUGGUGUGUCUGUGCAGGAGUGGGAACGCAGUGUUUGGA